AUGGCUCGUGCGCUUUUCAUGGCGGUGGCCGCCCUGGCCGUGUUUGUUCUUGUCACUCCCGCCCUCGCGGCCCGGGACCUCAAGACCGUCUCGCCCGUUGUGGGAAGCGUGACUGGCGCCGUCGGCGGCCUGCUCACGGGCGGCAGCCUGCCCACCCUGCCCACCGGCAGCCUGCCCACCCUGCCCACGGGCGUGCCGACCCUGCCCGCCCUGCCCACCGGC
Molecule: messenger RNA, 222 nt
Organism: Monoraphidium neglectum
Lineage: Eukaryota; Viridiplantae; Chlorophyta; Chlorophyceae; Sphaeropleales; Selenastraceae
Exons: 1
Source: RefSeq, a predicted model, not a curated record